Pocillopora verrucosa is the source of this 1703-nucleotide messenger RNA. Its product is annotated as zinc finger protein 664. Gene Ontology annotation, biological process: regulation of transcription by RNA polymerase II. Gene Ontology annotation, molecular function: RNA polymerase II cis-regulatory region sequence-specific DNA binding; DNA-binding transcription factor activity, RNA polymerase II-specific. NCBI's taxonomy places the organism in Eukaryota, Metazoa, Cnidaria, Anthozoa, Scleractinia, Pocilloporidae. The record is from RefSeq and is a predicted model, not a curated record.
GAUAAUUUUUCACGCGAGCAAUAUUUUUCUGGCAAAUAAUGAAACAGUUGUUUACUGAGAUGUGAGAGGUCUUCCCCAUUUCAUUUCCAAUUGUUUGACAGGACAACAUCUUUGAAACACCAGGAACGUCUGGAUCUUUUUUCUCAAGUCUGAGUUGACGCGAGAGAAAGUAAGAAAAAUAUCACAGUAAUAUAGGUAUAGGAAAUGGAUGGUACAGAAUGGAUACCCCAUACAACAAAGUCAGGAAAGAUUCUGUAUUACAUAAAUCCAGCCACUGGGGAAUGUAAAUGGCAAAACCAACUUAACAAGGAAGACAGUCAAAGCAGUAUUUGUAACACAGACAUAAACUCUAAGCAGUCAUGUACUCAAGCCUGUCGCUCCUCACCCAGGCGUGAUGGUGAAGAAGUUAUUGCUUCUACAUCUGCUUUUGGCUCCAAAACAACUGUCUCUGAGUCAUGGACUCAAGAGAGAUAUCCUAUACUAAGUAAUUCUACAAACCCCAGCCCAAAAAGAAAAGAUGAAAAAGAAGGUAGAGAGAAGUCUGAAAAUGAUGUUCAGUUUGUAAAAAAUCAAGAACGUCAAAUGACAGUGGAUGUCUUGGCAGAAUGUAAAACUGCCCGUAUUCACUGCGUUGAGAGUGGUGCUGUCACAGUUUUACAAACAUCAAGUAGCCACUCAGGCAGUGCACAGGUGACUGGAAAUGAGUCAAGUGAAAGUGUUGUCCAGCAGGAGAUACUUCAGUGUCCACAGUGCACUGAAGAGUUUUCCUGUCCAAAUAAAUUUACCACACACUUGCGUAGCCAUCCGGGAAUUGAUCCGUUGAAAUGCCCAGUGUGUUCUAAGGAAUACUCAUCAUCCACAUCUCUGAGCACGCAUCUGAGAACUCACACGGGGGAAAAGCCAUUCUCAUGCCCACGGUGCCCCAAAUGCUUUAGUCAAUCAAGUCACUUGACCACACACAUGCGUGUGCACACGGGAGAGAAGCCGUAUCAAUGUCCUAAGUGUCCAAAGACGUUUGGACAGUCGAGCCACCUGACGUUGCACCUGCGCAUUCAUAACGGUGAGAAACCAUUUCAAUGUCGCUUCUGCAGCAAAGGGUUUUCUCAUUCGUCAGCUCUGAGUACGCAUAUGAGAACCCAUACUGGUGAAAAACCCUUCCAGUGUCCAAACUGCCCGAAGAAGUUUUGUCAGUCAAGUCACCUCAAAAUUCAUGUACGGACACAUACUGGAGAAAGACCGUUUCAAUGUCCACACUGUCAGAAAUGUUUUCGACAAUCUUGUUACCUAACUAAGCACGUGCGAGGCCAUUUAAAAACGGAACAAAGUUUCUAAUAACUAAGAUGUAUAUUUAACACAGAAAAAUGUAAGCUAUGAUUCAGUAACGGUACUUAAAACAGUUAAAAUAUUUUUGUCUUUUCUUCCUCGUUUGCAUUACUAUUACUUAACUAAACAGCAAAAAUGAACUCUGAACCGAAAUGGAGGCUAAGAAUUCCAAUAAUGAAUUGCAGAUAUUGCUUCAAUUUUAUUUCUUCUUUUGAUUCUAAACUUUUGCUUCGAUCAAGCAGAUAAAGCGAGAACUUUACAGCGUGUUUCAUUACACUUUUAAUGGUAGAUUUUUUCCGGGAGUUUGAGAAUGUGAUGAAACAUUGUUUCUUUCGUUUGAUGCUUCUUAUUACAUUUUAUGAGUUGGAAAACCAACAACA